Linum trigynum is the source of this 207-nucleotide messenger RNA. The record is from the annotation of a GenBank genome assembly. NCBI's taxonomy places the organism in Eukaryota, Viridiplantae, Streptophyta, Magnoliopsida, Malpighiales, Linaceae.
AUGGCUUCGAAACCGUCUCCUAAGCCUGAGAUUGGGCCCGACGGUCUCGCCAGAGAAUCUCCGAUCAUCGCCUACACUGAGAAGGUAAUUGCAGAAGAGCAGCUUCAAUUACACAAAUACAUUGCAGAAAACAAGUCGAUGCUACUUGGUGUAGAGCGAGAGCUUGCAAAUCUAUCCAUGGAGAUGAAACUAACUGCUGGACCUUAA